Molecule: messenger RNA, 1428 nt
Organism: Kuraishia capsulata CBS 1993
Lineage: Eukaryota; Fungi; Ascomycota; Pichiomycetes; Pichiales; Pichiaceae
Exons: 1
Coding region: 1-1428 (475 amino acids)
Source: RefSeq, a predicted model, not a curated record
AUGUCAACCAGUGAGACCCAGUCCAAAGAAUCUGCGGAAGUGCUUCAUGGAAACGUCUCUCCAGAGGAGUUUGCAGAGAAGCCUCUGGAUGAACAGCUUACAGAAUCAAAGCACUACUAUCCUAACGGAAAACCCUACUGGUUUAGAUCCACCUUUUUCCAGGCUACCAUUGUUGGUAUCUGUGCUCUGCUGGCCCCAGGUAUCUACAAUGCCAUGCAAUCUACCGGUGCUGCUGGUAAUUUCACACCUUACCUGGUGAUGAGGGCCAAUUCCAUUUUGAACUCUCUCAUGUUCGUUGUGUGUUUCCUCGGUUCUACCGUUGCCUCUAAAAUUGGUUUGAAGUGGACCUUCGCUUUCGGAACGACUGGUUACGCUAUCUAUGCCGCUUCUAUCUACGUCAACAACAGAUAUGGAACUGAGUGGUUUGUCUACCUCGGUGCCGCAUGCUGUGGUCUGUCUGCUGGUAUUUUCUGGGCUGCCGAGGGUGCCAUUAUGAUUGGUUAUCCAGAGGAGGAGAAGAGAGGUAGAUACCUCGCCUACUGGUUGGCCUAUAGAAACAGUGGUUCCAUUAUCGGUGGGGCUAUUAACCUGGGUUUCAACUCCAAGGGUAAGACCGUGGGAAAGCUCAACUGGAAGACUUAUAUUGUGUUUGUUGCUUUGCAGUCGUUGGCACCAUUUGUCGCCCUUUUUGUCUCUCCUCCUCAUAAGGUUCAGAGGAUCGACCGCAAAAAACUUGUAAUGGAGAGAAAGAUUCCUGUCCUCCAGGAGCUGAAAGAAGUUACUCAGUUGAUGUUCACUCGUGAUAUCUUGUUGGUUCUUCCGUUGUUCUUUUACGCUACUUAUGAUCUUUCCUACAUUAGUUCAUAUUUGACCCUUUACUUCACUACCAGAGCGCGUGCUUUGGCCUCCUUGGUUGCAGCUUUACUCCAGAUUCUGGGAAAUUUGUUCUUCGGAACUUUCUUGGACUGGAAGAGAUUCUCAAUCAACCAAAAGGCCAAGUACGGCUUUAUUUUCAUGAUGGUCAUGCAUGGUGCUUCUUGGAUCUACGGAACCGUGGUCCAGCACGACUACACCACAAACCCACCAAAGUUGGACUGGUCCGAUGGAGCCAGCUUCGGAAGAGGUUGGACUGUGUAUCUGUGGUGGCAACUCAACUUUUCCUUGAUCUACAACUACUGUUACUGGAUGGUCGGUUACAUGUCCAAGAGAGAAAGUGAUCACGUUAGACACACCUCUAUUCUCAGAGGUAUAGAGGCCGCCGGUGGAGCCGUUGCAUCUGGUAUCAGUUCAACAACUGCUCCUUUGAUUGCUUCUCUGGGAAUUAACUUCGGACUUUGGGCGCUUUGUAUUCCAUUUGCCUGGUUUGUGGUAAGAGACAUUGGAAAACCUAAGGUCAAGUCUUCCGACGAAGAGUUAAUUGAAGAGUAG